Saitoella complicata NRRL Y-17804 is the source of this 1208-nucleotide messenger RNA. Its product is annotated as RmlC-like cupin. The transcript has a single exon. NCBI's taxonomy places the organism in Eukaryota, Fungi, Ascomycota, Saitoellomycetes, Saitoellales, Saitoellaceae. The record is from RefSeq and is a predicted model, not a curated record. The coding region runs from base 238 to 1023 and encodes 261 amino acids.
GAUAACCUUACGAAGCGACGUCCUAUAAAAUUCAAGUAAAUUCAACCUGAUCCCUCAUCUUCCGCCAGUUGAUCAACGACCGCAACCGUGGCUCGACUCUUCCUCGCUCUAUCCGUCCUCGUCCUCUCAGUUCUCCUGGCUCUCUUCUACUCGCCCUCCACGCUCCGCUCCGUCCUCCGUCGCGUACCCUCAAACCUCGCCAAGACCGCAUCUUUCAGUACUUCGUCCAUCACCAGAAUGCAAAUCAUCCCCCGCCGCUCCGCAGACCGCGGCCACGCCGACCACGACUGGCUAAAAUCCUACCACACAUUCUCCUUCGCUUCCUACUUCGACCACGCCUUCACCGGCUUCUCCUCUCUCCGCGUCAUCAAUGAAGACCGCGUCCACCCAAGCACAGGCUUCGGCACGCACUCUCAUCGCGAAUACGAGAUUUUCUCAUACAUCAUCGACGGCGAACUCCAACACAAAGACUCGAUGGGGAAUGUGGAGAUUUUGAAGAGAGGUGAUGUACAGUUCACGAGUACGGGGACUGGGAUCGCGCAUUCGGAGUAUAACAUCAACCGUACCCAUCCCGUACAUUUCUUGCAGAUCUGGGCAAAGCCGAGUGAGAGUGGACUUCAACCUUCAUACUACACGGAGACAUUCUCGGAUGAGGCGAAGAAGGCGGGGUUGGUGAGGUUGAUCGCGCCGAGUGGGAAGACGGGAAAGGGUGAGAUUCCCAUCGUGCAGGAUUUCUAUAUGUAUGCUUCGAUCCUUGGUCCUGAUGCGGUGAGGACGCAUGUGUUGCAGGGUGAGGAGGGGAAGGAGAGGAAGGCGUAUGUUCAUGUUACUAUGCGCUCUGGCUAUGUUACGCCCAAGGAGGGCAAUGUCGAUGGUGGAGCGAUGGUUAGGGUGAAUGGUGAUGUUGUCCUCAAGGAGGGCGAUGGUGCUUUCAUCGUUGGAAAGGCGGGUGAGAAGAUCGAGUUGGCUACCCUUGGCGCCGCCGGAAAGGAUGCCGAGAUCGUGUUGUUUGAUUUGGCAUAAUUGAUAUCAACACCCACGAUACACGAAAUAUAACAUACACCCACUAAUACUAACACGUACACUCCAAUAUAUCGUACACCUCCCUUUCCAAUCAUCUUACACUCACUUAAGCAACAGCCCUCCAAGCCUUAGCCAACUGCCCAACCGCCGCCACUGUCCCAAACAACCCCACCCCCUCAUCCCCC